AUGGCACAUUGCAUGGUAGCUCUCUAUCGUCUAUCCGUAUUCGAAGAUCCACAAUGGGAUGUCCAACUUGUGCGUCAACAACUCGAUUUCUCGCUCAUCCUAGAUCAAAUUGUCAAGACGUGGGAGAAUGUUAAAGACGAAGCUGGACUAGAUACUGGAUUGACGAGGGUAGAUGAUGUUGAUAUAUAUACUUCUAAUGCGAAGAGAAUUGGAUUGAUUAAAACGUGGUGGGAUGCCAAGAUCGCGGGGGAAACUUCGAGUAAUGCGUCGAGUGACAAGUUUGCAAAUGGAAAUGGAAAUGGAACUAUGGGUACGGAAUCCAUACCUCAAACUCAAGGUCAGGGUUUCGAACUCCCAACUUUCAAUUUGGAUAUGGGGCAGGAGUUGUGGGAUGAUGGUUGGUGGCAGGAUGUUUUUGGUGCGUGGGGUGCUUAG
Messenger RNA from Botrytis porri, 435 nucleotides. RefSeq lists its product as uncharacterized. The record is from RefSeq and is a predicted model, not a curated record. The transcript has a single exon. Bases 1 to 435 code for a protein of 144 amino acids. NCBI's taxonomy places the organism in Eukaryota, Fungi, Ascomycota, Leotiomycetes, Helotiales, Sclerotiniaceae.